AUGUCUCGGAACGAGCAAGACAUUGUAGCGAUCAACGUCACGGCCUUCCGAGACAGCACCAACGAGCAGCGGAGGUCAGAAGGCUUCGGGUAUGAGCAAGAUGAAGAAGCAGAGAUUGAGAGACAUUCUGGGGCGGUAGGCUUGGACGCCCUGGAGCUUGCCGAUUUCCCGGUCAUUGGGCGCGGUGUCAAAACGCUGCGGCAUUUCAAGGAAGGAGAAAGGAUUCUCACUAUUCCAUCUGACGUUCUCUGGACAGUCGAACACGCAUAUGCUGAUUCUCUUCUUGGGCCAGCCCUUCGCUCUGCGCGGCCGCCCUUGUCUGUUGACGACACCUUGGCUAUUUAUAUUCUCUUUGUCCGAUCGCGCGAGUCAGGAUACGAUGGCCUACGAAGCCAUUUGGCGGCGCUACCUAAGAGCUACUCUUCAAGUAUCUUUUUUACGGAGGAUGAGUUGGAAGUUUGCGCUGGAACUUCAUUGUACGCCAUCACGAAGCAGCUGGGGCGAUGCAUCCAGGACGAUUACAAGGCAUUAGUCGUGCGACUGCUUAUCCGGCAUCGAGAUCUUUUUCCACUCAGCAAAUUCACCAUCGAAGAUUACAAGUGGGCACUUUGCACCGUGUGGAGUCGCGCGAUGGAUUUUGUACUGCCUGAUGGAAAAUCGAUUCGACUUUUGGCACCCUUCGCGGAUAUGUUAAACCACUCAUCCGACGUUAGGCAGUGUCACGCCUACGAUCCCUUGUCUGGAAACCUCUCUAUCCUUGCGGGGAAAGACUACGAAGCCGGAGAUCAGGUGUUUAUCUAUUACGGGUCUAUUCCAAAUAAUCGCCUUUUGCGUCUCUAUGGCUUCGUCAUACCCAGUAAUCCUAACGACAACUAUGAACUCGUUCUUGAAACGCACCCAAUGGCGCCAUUUUUUGAGCAAAAGCGUAAGCUCUGGGAAUCAGCCGGACUCGAUUUGACCUCUACCAUCUCCCUCACUCUCACUGAUCCGCUCCCGAAAAAUGUCCUUCAAUACCUCCGUAUUCAGCGAUCAGACGAAUCGGAUCUCAACACCAUAGCGCUUCAGCAAAUUGAUCCUAAAUACGAGAAAAUCAGCGACUCGAACGAAGUGAAAGUUCUGCAGUCUCUGAUAGAAUCGUUCUGCGGUCUUCUAGAUAGUUUCGGAACUCAGCUAGAAGAGUUAGGAGAACGACUUGCGGAGGGCGUCUAUCCUUCGGGAGGGAAUGCAUGGGCGGUGGCGCACGUUAGCUUGGGCGAACAGCGGGUGUUGAGAUUGGCGAGAAAGAGAGCGGAGGAUAUGUUAGCGGCGGUGGAGAGCGGAAGUGGAAAUGAGAAGGGUUCGUUAUCGGCGCUGGCGCGAUGCGCGAACUGCGGAAAGGACUCUGUGCGGUUGAUGACGUGUGGGAGGUGCAAAGCAGUCAUGUAUUGCGGACGGACGUGUCAGGUCGCUCAUUACAAAGAGCACAAGGCGAAAUGUCCACAUACAGCUUCUAAAGAUGGUUUUCAGACGAAUUAA
Molecule: messenger RNA, 1515 nt
Organism: Arthroderma uncinatum
Lineage: Eukaryota; Fungi; Ascomycota; Eurotiomycetes; Onygenales; Arthrodermataceae
Exons: 4
Coding region: 1-1515 (504 amino acids)
Biological process (GO): peptidyl-lysine monomethylation
Cellular component (GO): nucleus
Molecular function (GO): protein binding; protein-lysine N-methyltransferase activity
Source: RefSeq, a predicted model, not a curated record